AUGGGGCAAUCUAUGGGUGUGGAUGAGAGGAUGGGGCAAUUCAUGUUUGUGGAUGAGAGUAUGGGGCAAUCUAUGGGUGUGGAUGAGAGGAUCGGGCAAUCUAUGGGUGUGGAUGAGAGGAUGGGGCAAUUCUUGGGUGUGGACGAGAGGAUGGGGCAAUUCAUGUUUGUGGAUGAGAGGAUGGGGCAAUCUAUGGGUGAGGAUGAGAGAAUGGGGCAAUCUAUGGGUGUGGAUGAGAGGAUCGGGCAAUCUAUGGGUGUGGAUGAGAGGAUGGGGCAAUUCUUGGGUGUGGACGAGAGGAUGGGGCAAUUCAUGUUUGUGGAUGAGAGGAUGGGGCAAUCUAUGGGUGAGGAUGAGAGAAUGGGGCAAUCUAUGGGUGUGGAUGAGAGGAUGGGGCAAUUCUUGGGUGUGAACGAGAGGAUGGGGCAAUUCAUGUUUGUGGAUGAGAGUAUGGGGCAAUCUAUGGAUCUGGACGAGAGGAUGAGGCUAACUAUAUGUGUGGAUGAGAGGCUGGGUCAAUCUAUGGGUGUGAAUGAGAGGAUGGGGCAGUAUAUGGAUAUGGACGAGAGGAUGGGGCAAUCUAUAGGUGUGGAUGAGAGGAUGGGGCAGUCUAUGGAUAUGGACGAGAGGAUGGGGCAAUCUAUGGGUGUGGAUGAGAGGAUGGGGCAGUCUAUGGAUAUGGACGAGAGGAUGGGGCAAUCUAUGGGUGUGCAUGAGAGGAUGGGACAAUCUAUGGGUGUGAAUGAGAGGAUGGGGCAGUCUAUGGAUAUGGACGAGAGGAUGGGGCAAUCUAUGGGUGUGGAUGAGAGAAUGGGGCAGUCUAUGGAUAUGGACGAGAGGAUGGGGCAAUCUAUGGGUGUGGAUGAGAGGAUGGGAAAAUCUAUGGGUGUGGAUGAGAGGAUGGGGCAGUCUAUGGAUAUGGACGAGAGGAUGGGGCAAUCUAUGGGUGUGGAUGAGAGGAUGGGACAAUCUAUGGGUGUGGACGAAAGGAUGUGGCAAUUUAUGGGUGUUGCUGAUAAGAUGGGGCAAUUCAUGGUUGUGGAUGAGAGGUUGGGGCAAUCUAUGGGUGGGGAUGAGAGGAUGAGGCAAUCUAUGGGUGUGGAUGAAAGGUCUUUCCAAUUCAUGUGUGUGGAUGAGAGGAUGAGGCAAUCUAUGGAAGUGGACGAGAGGAUGGGGCAAUCUAUGGGUGUCGAUGAGAGGAUGGGGCAAUUAAUGAGUGUGGUUGAGAGGACGAGGCAAUCUAUGGAUUUGGACGAGAGGAUGGGGCAAUCUAUGGAUGUGGACGAGAGGAUUGGGCAAUCUAUGGGUGUGGAUGAGAGGAUGAGGCAAUCUAUGGGUGUGGAUGAAAGGUCUUUACAAUUCAUGUGUGUGGAUGAGAGGAUGAGGCAAUCUAUGGGUGUGGACGAGAGGUUGGGGCAAUUCAUGGGUGUGGAUGAGAGGAUGAGGCAAUCUAUGGAUUUGGACGAGAUGAUGGGGCAAUUCAUGGGUGUGUAUGAGGAUGAGGAAAUUUAUGGAUGUGGAUGA
Molecule: messenger RNA, 1524 nt
Organism: Parnassius apollo (apollo)
Lineage: Eukaryota; Metazoa; Arthropoda; Insecta; Lepidoptera; Papilionidae
Source: the annotation of a GenBank genome assembly